Messenger RNA from Vidua chalybeata, 549 nucleotides. RefSeq names its product transmembrane protein 52B (gene TMEM52B). The record is from RefSeq and is a predicted model, not a curated record. The transcript has 5 exons. The coding region runs from base 1 to 549 and encodes 182 amino acids. NCBI's taxonomy places the organism in Eukaryota, Metazoa, Chordata, Aves, Passeriformes, Viduidae.
AUGCAUAACUUAGACGUGAUCUGCUUUGUUGUAGGGAGUUUCUUAUGGUUCCCCCACGUGAGAGGUGAGGAAGGCUGCCUUAACGCUGAACUCUGUUCAGGUACAGAAUGGGACCGUCUGUGGUAUAUCUGGCUGGUGCUGGUGAUCGGGGGGCUCCUGCUUCUGUGUGGCCUGGUCUCUGUCUGCCUGAGGUGCUGCUUCCAGUGCCAUCAGACAGGGGACGAGGCGGGUCCCCAGCCCUACGAGAUCACCGUCAUUGCGUUUGACCAUGACAGCACCCUCCAGAGCACCAUCACUUCUCUCCACUCAGUGUUUGGGCCUGCUGCCAGGAGGAUAUUAGCCGUGGCACACUCCCACAAUGCUGCCCAGGGAACACCACCCCUCUCUCCAUCAGACACCCCUCCAGUGUACGAAGAAGCUCUGCACAUGAGCAGGUUCACUGUGGCCAAGGCGGGGCAGAAGGUGCCAGACCUGGAUCCAGUGCCGGAGGAAAAGCCGCAGGCGCCUGCCGAGGGCAGGGACACCCAGCUAGCCCUCCCACGACACUGA